AUGGAGGGUCUCAUCCCCAUGGUGUUCAAGGCAUUCAAGAAAAACAGAGUUCGCAGCCAAUACAGGUGUCUCUCCUCAGGAGCUUCUCAAAGUUACAACAUAACUGAUUUCUACACCAAUAGCCAGAGUCAUGUAUACAUGUUGCCUUCAACUGAAAAGGUAGGUGGUUUUCACACACAGAGAAAUGGUCACAGGAGACACAAGUCUGUUGGAGAUUAUGCCGUUGAAUUCUCAUCAUCUGGAGAAAACAUGAGAAGAAUGGAAGUUGCACCUCCUGCCCCCCAGAAACUUGUGAGGUUUAGGAGCCACAGAAUGUUCUCAUGUGUAACUGGUGCCUAG
Molecule: messenger RNA, 339 nt
Organism: Quercus robur (English oak)
Lineage: Eukaryota; Viridiplantae; Streptophyta; Magnoliopsida; Fagales; Fagaceae
Exons: 1
Coding region: 1-339 (112 amino acids)
Source: RefSeq, a predicted model, not a curated record